AUGGGGAUCGAGAGGAUCCGUGAUUUUUUCGGUGGUUGGUCCAUGGUUGGUUCUGUUUUCGACCGCAAGAUACGCGGCGUUUCGUCUUUUAUCUCGUGCAAGCUUUCCUGGCUGCGCAUCAUGUUGUCCAGCUUCAUGCCGAGUUUGACCCGGUUUUCGUUCUGCAACCGGAAAUUGCUCAGCUUGGAGGCAGCGUCGUCCACCUCCAGCGUGGGGGUGCACGAGCGCAGCGACGUGCUCGACGCAACGUGCGGGAUCGUGCCCACGGACGACGCAAUGAACUCGGAAACCACCGGCGAGCUUUGCGCGUGCGGCCGCGACAUGGGCACGCGCGUCUGCGGCUUGAUAGGCGAGCACUCAGACGUCUGCGAGUUGGACCGGAAGUUGCGCAUGCUCAUGGACGAUCUCUUGGAUCCUGGCGAGUGCGACGACGUCAUCGACACGGGCGUAGGGAUUGGCCCGUUCCGAGGCGGUGUUGGCGCUGACGGGAUCACUAUCGGCAUUGGAGGAGCCUUGCGCGAGAGCUUGAGACUGUGCGACGAGGUGCUGUGCUGGUCGUUGACACUGACCUGGCUGUUGGAGCUCGAGAUCGUGUUUACCGUGGAAUUGGCCGGUCUGGCCAAUGCGGGCGGAUGUGCCUUCAAGGUGUUGUAUUUGGCCAGAACAUCGAAAUCGUACGCCACAUCUUCCGGUUUCCAUCCCUGCUUGUUGAGCAACUGGGUAUCUGCCUUGUACGCAAGCAACAGGUCCACACAGCUAAGAGACCCAUACUCCAGGGCCAAAUGCAGCGGGCUGUUGCCGUCGUCGUCCUGGAUGUUUGGGUAUGCGCCGUUAUCCAGCAACACUGUGAGGCACAGGGGGAAGUUAUGGAUACAGCAAAGAUGCGACGGAGUGUAUCCGUUCUUUCCGCGCUGGUCGAUACACACGUUGAAGUACUCCAGCAACAGUUCCAGAGACUUGUGGGAGUUGUUGGAGCAUGCGGUGUGGAUAAUGGUGUCGUGA
Ogataea philodendri is the source of this 1002-nucleotide messenger RNA. RefSeq lists its product as uncharacterized. The record is from RefSeq and is a predicted model, not a curated record. The transcript has 2 exons. NCBI's taxonomy places the organism in Eukaryota, Fungi, Ascomycota, Pichiomycetes, Pichiales, Pichiaceae. The coding region runs from base 1 to 1002 and encodes 333 amino acids.